AUGCUGAUUGAUCAGUACCGAGAGAAGCUGGGCAACCUUGAGUCAUCUGAGAAUUACUCUGGUCUCUCCGACUGCUUCUGUCUCACCAACCCCCGUGCCGGUACUGAGAACCCCAUUGUACUGGCCUCGGAGGGAUUCCUCGCCGUCACUGGCUACACUCGUCAGGAAGUCCUAGGCCGCAACUGUCGUUUCUUGCAAGGUCCUGCCACUUCCCCCGACGCCAUCGACCGUAUCCGCGAUGCUCUCAACGGAGGCAAAGGUUGCAUGGAGCUCAUGCUCAACUAUCAAAAGGACGGCACUCCCUUCUUCUGUCUCCUGUCUAUCAUCCCUCUUCGUGAUGCUCGUGGUCAACUGGCCUACUUCAUUGGAGGUCAGUGCAACGUC
This is a messenger RNA of Microstroma glucosiphilum, 384 nucleotides long. RefSeq lists its product as hypothetical. The transcript has a single exon. NCBI's taxonomy places the organism in Eukaryota, Fungi, Basidiomycota, Exobasidiomycetes, Microstromatales, Microstromataceae. The annotation marks the transcript as partial. The record is from RefSeq and is a predicted model, not a curated record. Gene Ontology annotation, cellular component: nucleus.